This is a messenger RNA of Purpureocillium takamizusanense, 1628 nucleotides long. RefSeq lists its product as uncharacterized. The record is from RefSeq and is a predicted model, not a curated record. The coding region runs from base 135 to 1529 and encodes 464 amino acids. Lineage: Eukaryota; Fungi; Ascomycota; Sordariomycetes; Hypocreales; Ophiocordycipitaceae. The transcript has a single exon.
AUCGACACCAACAUUUUCAUCACCAUCAAACAGCUCUUAGGCGCUUCUAGCAGCAUCGUACGUCGAUGAAGCGCAACCUUCGCUAACCGACGAGUGUUGGAUGCCCCAGCGUCGAAGCGCAUCAGACAGAAAAAAUGCCACCAACCAUCCGGACCGCGUCGCCGACGCUCGCCAUCAACCUCGCCGCGCCUCCCAACUGGUCUUUCGCUGCGGAUGACACCAUAAUCGGCAGCGUCACACGCCAGCUUGCGCUCGUCGCCCCAGAGGCAACCGUCACCGUCCGUCUUCUGGGUCGCGUCAAGGUGAAAAUCACAGUGAGCCGUGGCAACAACCGGCACGAUGUCUACCGCAGCCGCGUCAACUUCUUCACAGCAGCACCAGCGGAGACGCAGCGCGUCGUCUUCCACGGGCCAGUGCACAUUCCGCAGGGCGGCGAUGCGCAAAGUUGGCCCUUCACGUUGACGAUUCCCACCUCGCCCAUGAUUGCCAACGGCCACGGGAUACCGCCGGAAUGCAGCUUCCUGCGCUUAACGCCGGAGGAGACGGCGAAACACCCGUUGCCGGGGACCUUCACCUCAUCGGAUCACGGGCUCUCCACUAGGUCGGAGUGCUACGUUGAGUACUACCUCGAGGCGACGAUGCGCUUCGCUCACAAGGGGUCGUUUUCGGUGGCCACGGCCACGCAGCCCAUCGUUAUCAGGCACCCUAGCACGGCUCUGCCGAUCGUCGACUUUCACCCGAUGCAGAAACCGUGGCCUCGCUCCGUGCGGUCCUAUCGCCUGAUUCCCGGGCAGGAGUCGGCGGAUCUGUCUUUCAAGCAAAAGAGCCAGAAGUUCUUUGGAUCGUCCAAGGUCCCGCAGUUCAACUUCAGGCUGCAUGUCUGGGUACCUUCGAUCAUUCAGCUGGACAAUCCGCUUCCUCUGCCCAUUCAGCUACUUGUCGAACCGGCGCCACAACAGACGAGCGCGGAGAUCAAGGACGUGGUUCAGACCGUCACGCUGAAUCAUAUCAAGGUGACCGUCAAGGCAACUACUCUUGUGUUGGCCCCAGGAAACUGGUCCGGCAGCCCGCACGACGACAAUCACCGCAGCAGCGCCAAUCUCGGAAUAGAAUUGAUAUUUGCGCGUCUGGGUGAGACAAUCAACAUCCCCUCUGCCCCAGGUGAUGCGCCAAUCGAUAUUGGCCGACGCCUUCAGUUGCGUCUGUCUUCGCGUGGCCUCUGUACCGGAGACCAGCUUGUCACGACUGCGCAAUACCUGCGUCCGGGCUUCGUGACGUACAAUGUUCGGCACACAAACAGCUGGAAGUGGUCAAUACAAUACACAAUAGCAGGCGAAAAGCAGAAGCUCGAGUUCGAGGUCCCCAUCGAAAUCCUGCACCCGCCCGUCGGGCGGGUACCUCAACAGCCCACGCCCGUCGAACAGCCCGUUGCACCACCAGCCUACGCACCUCCGCCGUCUGAGGCAGCACCUUUAAGUGAUAUAAAGACGGCUGAACCUGGACCGCUGCAAAACAAAGAGAAGGCCUAGAUGCAAAUUGGGGCAUUUAUCAUCGCGCGCGGAGCGUAAUUUGUCACCUGGAGGGUCAGGCCGUCACAGCCAUCAUCGGAUCGAGUCUCCCAAGCCAGC